CAGCGCUUUACUACGAGCUGCAGCACUCAUGACAACAGAAACCUCCCUACAAAGUAUGAGAGCAAACUGCGAGGGCAUUUCACUGCUUGGUACGACAUACUUUUACGUUUUCGUUUAAUAAACAGAGCGAAAACACUCCCGGGGGAGAAAACAACAUUUUGAAAUCUUCAUCUUCUUUUGUAGAGGAGGAUUUUUUGGGGUGAAAAGGCGAAAAAAAGCACCGGCGGCAGCGUCGAAGAAGUUCGUUUUUUUUGGAAGAAACCAAGAACACCACAGAAGAAGAGCACAUGAAGCUGUUGCAGAGCACACGGAGCCGCGUAUUUGUAUGAGUUGUGUUACAAGUGUCAGACGCGGACAGAGGAGACUCAUCCUCGGGUUUAUAGCUGCUGGCAUCUGGCUGUAAUAUCACUCAGACCAAUAAAAGUGUCCCGGAGAAGGACGGGACUGCGGGGAGUGGCGGGUGGAGCGGUGUGGAGCUGCUGACUGAAGAAACACAGAGAGCCGUUCUCCACACCUCCCUGCACCUUCAGGGGAGAUAGUCAGAUGUGUACCCGGCACUCAAAGCCCCUGGCCUGGCCGCAGGGAUGGCAGCCUCUGCCCUGAACGGCCUUGGAGUCAUGAACAGCAGUAAUCAGUUUCACACCCAGCCAGGCUCCUCUAGCACCGCCGCUCGAACCAGAACCAGUCCUGUGGGUCGACCAGUGCUGCCUGUUCCUGAUCGGAGCACCUUCUGUCCGUUACUGGGAGGGGGGGCGCCGGGCGGAGGUCUCUACAGCCCAACCAGCCCUAAGAGCCCUCGAACCCUGGGUGGGACUUUUGUCUUCGCUCCUUCGUCCUCUCUGUCCCCCAGCCCCACAUCCCGCGCCCGCUCUCCCUCCCCUCGAACCCCGGAGCUCCUGGGAGUCAAUGUGGGCCAGCGGGUCCGCCGACUAAGCUCCUCCGGCGGCGAGGAGAGAGGGGAAGGAGAAGGGCAGGAGGAGAGGGGUGGAGGAGAGACGGGAGGAGGGGAGAGGCGAGAGGAAAGGAGACGCCAGGCGCAGCUGCUGCAGAUACACAGAGAGCUGCAGAACGUGGAGGUCAGGGGAAAAGUGGGCAUUUUCGAGGCUCACAUUUCCGGGAUUCGUGCCCAAGUGCUUAACACUGAGCUCCAGCGCAGCCCUCGGUCUCCAAGACGAUCGUCGGGCCAAACCCCCUCCGAUCCCAAGCAAGGAAACACAGACUUUAAAUGCCCAAUGACCGACCCGCAAGAGAGUAAAGCUCCUGUUGUCGUCCAAAAUGGAAGAGCACGGGAGGAAGAAACUAUGGAAGGAGGAAGGAGAGGAGAUGAGGAGGAUAGAACAACAAACACAGACAACAAGACACUGAUUGGUCAAAAUGGCAACCAUUCAGAAACAACAAUGCAAACUCCAUGUUUAGACGGACUGUGUGUCAUUCAAGGCUCCCUGGAGACGUUAAACCCAGAGGCAAGAAAGGGAGAUAAAGGCGAAGGAGAUCUAAAACACAAACAAAUGUUGGGAGCUGAAAGAGAAAGGACAGAAGGAGAAGUAAGAGAUGAGAAAGAGGACAGGUCUUGCCUUGAGAUGUCGCUCCAGACAGAGGGGGACAGGUUGGAGGUUAAACCAGAUAUGGAUGCUUUUCCUGAGGCACAAAGCAGUGAGAGCACCCCCUGUUUAAUGGACACCGAUAACACCUCCAACCACUCUCCCUCCAUCCCUGCUGUCAUAAUAACUGACCACGGUUUGGACAGCCAGGUUCAAACUCAUGAGAACCUCGGCUCAGACCAGGGGCUUGGCUUCACCCCGAGCCCCAGUUCGAGCCCUGUCCCCGGAUCAAACUUCUCCACCCGCUCCCUCAGGAAGCUGUCGUCCUCCUCGGCCUCUUCGGCCGGGUUCUCCUCCUCCUGGGAAGAGUCGGAGGAGGAUAUUUCCAGCGACACAGAGAAGGGAGACCAGCUCCUCAACCCUGCAGUCCUCACUUCUCAACAGAGAGCGCACAAGUCUUGGAAGAAGAUAAAGAACAUGGUGCACUGGUCACCGUUUGUCAUGUCCUUCAAGAAGAAAUAUCCCUGGAUACAACUGGCAGGGCAUGCAGGGAGUUUCAAGGCGGGUGCUAACGGCCGUAUAUUAAAAAAACACUGUGAUUGUGAGCAGCGAUGUUUGUCCCUCCUGAUGAAGGAUGUGCUACGCCCGUACGUCCCUGGUUACCACGGAGAUGUGGAAAAGGACGGCCAGAAAUACAACCAGAUGGAGGACCUGCUGGCUGAGUUCGACUUCCCGUGUGUGAUGGACUGCAAGAUGGGAGUGAGGACCUACCUCGAGGAAGAGCUGACCAAGGCUCGUAAGAAACCCUCCCCGAGACCGGACAUGUAUCAGAAAAUGGUCGAGGUUGAGCCUGAUGCGCCUACGCCCGAGGAAAACCUCCUGAAAGUAGUGACCAAACCCAGAUACAUGCAGUGGAGGGAGACCAUAAGCUCAACCGCCACCCUGGGAUUCAGGAUAGAGGGCGUCAAGAAGGAGGACGGGACGGUGAACAGAGAUUUCAAGAAGACGAAAACGAGAGAGCAAGUUACUACAGCCUUCCAUGACUUUGUCAAAGGAAAUAAAGACAUACUGAACCUUUAUCUUAAAAGGCUGGAGGAAGUCAAAGAAACUCUGGAAAUCUCCCCAUUCUUCAAAACGCACGAGGUGAUUGGCAGCUCCUUGUUAUUUGUUCACGACAGUAAGGGGCGGGCCAAAGUCUGGAUGAUCGAUUUUGGGAAAACCACGCCUCUUCCUGAGGGGCAAGAACUGACCCACCGAGCACCGUGGGAAGAGGGCAACAGAGAAGAUGGCUACCUGUCUGGACUUGAUAGUUUGGUGGACAUCAUUUUAUCCAUGGCGAACUCUGAGACUUGAAGUCUGAAGGUUUAAAAACCAAUUGAACUUUUGGACACACGACAAACACUUCUUUUCAUUCUUCUUCUCUCUCUGGAACACUUUUGACUUCCUCAAGGAUUCCUCCACAGACAUUUGUCUGUUGGAAACCACAUCACCCCAUAACAACCUUUGGCCUAAUCCAUUUAGGGAUGCAACCUUUUUAUUAAUAUCCAGUCCCCUCAAGUGAUAUGCCUUUUUCUCAACAAACGUUUGAACUUUUACUGUAUUUUUUCUGCUAUCACAAAGAAGUUGUCCUUAAAACAAAAAAAAAAGGCUAAGGCUAAUAUUUCAAACAAACAAACAUAAAAACACCAAAAACAACAAUGUUAGUUUCUCUUUAAAUAUCUAUCCAAGCCAAUUUAAUCCUGCUAAAGAUAUAAAUAUGUAUAAAAAAUUGACAUGAUCACCAAUAUGUUUUGUUUUCUUUAAAACAGCUGGGCUCUAGUUUUUCGAAAAACCACAUUCAAACAGGAAUAAACUAAAAACAAUGGCAAAAAUUGUGGCCACCAAAAGUGACAAGGAUUGAGUACUAUGGUAAAGAGAUUUAUGAUUUAUCGGGCUUUGGACACAGGGAAACACAUACAAGGUCAAUUAAUUGUUGUUUUUGGUCGUUUUGAGGGGAUUUGUUAAAAAAUGAACGUGUUUGUAGUUUCUAAAUUCCUGACCUUGGCGCCCCCUGGUGGUUGCAGCAAAGAAUAUGAUAUCAAUUUGAAAGUUGCUGUAAAAUCACAUAAUAAUUGUACAUGCAGUCACUUUAAAAAUGCAAGUCCGAACCCCCAAUUGUUAUGUUGAAUGUGUUGAUAAAGGAACACUUCAGCUCUCAUGACAUGUAAUGACUGUUAAACUGAUUCCAACGUAACAUAGACAUACCGCCAUUCAGUCAGACUUUGAUUGUAAUUCUUCCUCAGCAAUUCUGAAUUGAAUUGGAUUGGAUUGUUUGUCUGUUUUGACCACAACACCACAUUGCCAUUUUCCUUUAAAAAACAACAUGCACUUCAUUACAUUUUCACCAUUAGAGGUUGUACAGUUGAAUGGGUUUUGCAUUGGAAAACUAAACUAGUCCUUUAGCUGAUUUUAACCUGUAUUUAACCAGCCACAGUUAGAAUUUAGAGUUGGAGCUAAAUUAUAAAUCUCACAGUAGUUUCAGUAUGUUAUAGAGAUAAUUGUUUUUAUAUUUAACAUUUUUUUCAGCCAUCUUGGUGUCUAUACUGUAGUACUUCCCUGGCCAAACACUUCUUCUAACCAUUGUUACACUCUGUAUCUUGGGAUUGUUCACAUUGUACAAUAAGAUUUAUUAUGUUUGAUUGUAGAUUUUGUAACAUUAUUCUAGUGAACUCAAAUCCUGUGGAACACUUACAGCCAUGAACAAUCUUAUUUAAGCUAUACAGUGCCUUGACAUUACAAAGCCAAGUCAGACAGAUGAAAAUAUGUUUUUAUUUUAAAUGUUAUGACGGACUUUACUCCAAGUCUUAACUGUACGUAGUUUUGGGUGCAUGUUUAUUAUUCUCUUGAAGUGUGGGUUUAACUUGUAUUUCAUUCUGUUUUUAUUUAUAACAUUAUAUUGUGUUGUUUUUUUUAGUUAAUGGGAUACUGUGACAUCUUGAAUUUUGGGCUGUUAUGCUGUUUUGUCUUCAGGCAUGUGUUACAAUAUGAGUGGAAGUCUGUGGGGCAAGUCGCUGACAUUGACCACCUUGUUCAGAACAUUGGAAGUGUCUAUAGGAAAGAUCAAUGAUGUUAGGAUGCAAUGCAACAGUUCACUUGGCAGAUAAGGUAGAAAAAUAUGUCUCAUAAUGUAACAGGUUCUUGAUGAACAAUAAAAACAAAAUAGUAUGUAGCUUCCACUUCA
Eleginops maclovinus (Patagonian blennie) is the source of this 4761-nucleotide messenger RNA. RefSeq names its product inositol-trisphosphate 3-kinase B (gene itpkb). NCBI's taxonomy places the organism in Eukaryota, Metazoa, Chordata, Actinopteri, Perciformes, Eleginopidae. The transcript is spliced from 12 exons. Gene Ontology annotation, biological process: inositol phosphate biosynthetic process. The record is from RefSeq and is a predicted model, not a curated record. The coding region runs from base 585 to 2894 and encodes 769 amino acids. Gene Ontology annotation, molecular function: inositol tetrakisphosphate kinase activity; inositol-1,4,5-trisphosphate 3-kinase activity. Gene Ontology annotation, cellular component: cytoplasm; nucleus.